AACAACAUCUCUCCACGCCAGAGUUAGCUCCUCUACACGAGGCCGAACAGUGUCACCAUGGCACCGCCGAAUAACCAGAAGCGUGUAAAAGGCACGCAGGUGUACCGGCCAUUCGUCUACGGCACAAUAGCGAGGUUGUUCAACGAUGAGACGAAUCCCAAGCCACCUGGAACGCCCGCCGACCACACACACUCAUGGACGGUAUUCGUGAAGGGAGUCGACGAUGCAGAUAUCACAUACUGGUGCAAGAAAGUGCAAUUCAAACUGCACGAGUCCAUUCCCAACCCGCUUCGAAUGAUCGACGACGUCCCUCCCGGCGGAGCCUUCGAAGUCCACGAAACAGGCUGGGGCGAAUUCGAAAUAACAAUCAAGCUCUACUAUGUCCCCGAAUCUCUCGAGAAACCACAAACCCUAUACCAUCACCUACGACUACAUCCAUACGGCGAGACGGAAGAAGAGAAGGAGAAGAUGAAGCAGAGGGGCGAGGUCCCGGCUGUUGUGUACGAGGAGCAGUUGUUUAAUGAGCCGUAUGAGAAUUUCUUCGAGAUUUUGACGAGUCCCGCGCCGCCUGGGAAGGGUGGGAAGACGAAGGUCCUGAAGGGAGGGAUGGUUUCGAGUGUGGGGGAGAGGACGGCGUUGAUUCCGUUGACGAAUAGGCCGGGAUCGGAAUUCAGCUUGGAGACGGAAAACUUGCUCCUUGUCGAAAUCAGAAGGGCUGCCGCUGAUGUUAUGAAAAUGAUUGAGGAAACGAAGGAGGACGUGGUGAAGAAGGAAGCAGAGCUAGCCGCCCUCAGGGGCCCGAUUCAAACUUGAAAUCGCCGCUCUAAAGAUUUGAGGACUGUGAGAACUUGUCAUUGGCCAUCGAUUGCGACGUCGACUCUGUCGGCUACUGUAGUGGAAAUUCAUGUCACAACACGAAAACAGUCGUGGUUGAUCACUGGGUGCCACAUGAAUUGAUGGCCAUCCAAAAGUUCUCGGUGGGAAUGCAGGGCUCUAUGGUGAUAGUGUCUGUGAGGAAAGGGACUCGGGCUUGCCCCAA
Molecule: messenger RNA, 1039 nt
Organism: Hyaloscypha bicolor E
Lineage: Eukaryota; Fungi; Ascomycota; Leotiomycetes; Helotiales; Hyaloscyphaceae
Product: yeats-domain-containing protein
Exons: 2
Coding region: 58-813 (251 amino acids)
Biological process (GO): regulation of DNA-templated transcription
Source: RefSeq, a predicted model, not a curated record